Oikopleura dioica is the source of this 954-nucleotide messenger RNA. Lineage: Eukaryota; Metazoa; Chordata; Appendicularia; Copelata; Oikopleuridae. The record is from the annotation of a GenBank genome assembly.
AUGUGCAAAAUCAUUUCUCGCAGAAUGCUGAAGAUCCGCGGAUCGACGGUGAAGCAGUGCAUUCGCUGUAAGGGCAACUCGGAAUCGGCGAAUCGCUUCUUCAAGCGCAUGAACCAGCAGUACAACCAGUCCAUCGAGCAAUCGAUCAACCCGGCGCUCGAAAACUAUUACAAGCGGCCAGACAUACUGCCCCAUUUGCUGCCCCCGGGAUCGAAAAAGAUCAACGACCCCGUCGACUUGUACAAUGCCAGAUUGGAGAGCGACUACUCAAAUCAAAGUAUCGCCUCUGUGAAGGCGAAAAUGGCGCAAGAGCCGAUCAACGAGCACUACAACAUGUCAAUGUGGGAGUUUCAAAAACGCCCCUGGAAAACGUACGGUCCUCGGAACACUGCUUACCACGAAACGCUCAUUAUUCAAGUAGAAUUCGCCUGGAAUAACAUCAGAUUUCGUUGUAUGGAUCCAAACUGGCAGAAAUACUAUGAAGGUCACGACGAGAACGAUCUCGGAGAUGUCAGAUGGCAAGAGCACUUCCCAGAAAAGACAAAUUCAUUUUUUACCAAACUCGGGCCUUAUGGCAGCCAGGUGCUUUAUUCGGACAUGCGCGUUCAAGGAUUCCAGGGCUCCGCAUCGCGAGUUGAAGCAAACGUAGAAUAUGUUGCUGGCAAGUUUGGCGACGAAAUCGUUAAUCGAGGGUGGGACCCUUACGCAAGGUUGGUUUUGGACUUUUGGGGAAAGAACAAGGGUUUGAGAAGUACUGUGAUAAAGGGUAUUCUAUCCUCGGGGGUGAGGAUAGUCUCUUUUACAGAAUCUACAGCAGAUGCUGAAAUUGUCAAGCCAAAAUAUAAACAAAAGUAUACUGCCGUUCAUCCUGACAACUCGGGCAUGUGGCAUAGAUUCUGGCGCAUGAAGGAUGCAGAAGCAGCUGGAAAAGACUUUGACGAACCUGAGGAAUAA